Messenger RNA from Kwoniella botswanensis, 1254 nucleotides. RefSeq lists its product as uncharacterized. Lineage: Eukaryota; Fungi; Basidiomycota; Tremellomycetes; Tremellales; Cryptococcaceae. Gene Ontology annotation, molecular function: protein binding; guanyl-nucleotide exchange factor activity; GTPase activator activity. Gene Ontology annotation, biological process: protein secretion. The record is from RefSeq and is a predicted model, not a curated record. The transcript has 10 exons. Gene Ontology annotation, cellular component: endoplasmic reticulum membrane. Bases 1 to 1254 code for a protein of 417 amino acids.
AUGACCAGGACAGCUCACCACCCUCAUCCAACACCUUCAUUCCCCGUCUACUGCCUGGACUGGGCAGAUGACGAUACCCUCAUACUAGGUGGGGGAGGAGGAGCCAGUAGGAGUGGUAUACAGAACAAGCUGAAAGUAUGUAAGGUGACUAAAGAUGGCAAAUCGGUGAAAUACCUAUCGGAAUAUACGUUAUCGAAUGAAGAGGAUGCGCCUAUGACCUUGGCUAUUGAUAGGAAAUCAAAACAAUUGAUAACUGGUGUCAACGGCUCUUCGUCAUUGGUGAAAGAAGGGAAGAACGAACAUUGUAGAGUAUAUUCAUACUCUGAUGAAAAAGUCGACUUUGUAAAAGGUCAAAAGACGAUACAAGCCGAAUGGUCGGACGAUUACCCUUAUCAGAAACUCACCUCACUCUCACCUUCAUCGAAAUUGUUAGUAAUAGGAACGACCGACGAUAAAGUCACAUUAUUACAUUACCCUUCGUUGGACAUUGCCGUACCGUCUUUUCAGACUGAUUCGGAGCUGGUCGAUCUCGAUUGGGGAGGAGAGGAUGGUGAUUGGUUGAUAGUCACCACUACGAAAUCGAUACUCCUGUAUCAUGUUAUAAGUCAGGAAAAAGAAACGGAGAAACCAAAAUUGGAAUUGAAGCAGACUAUAUAUACACCGAGUUUGGACAUAAAUCCAGUUGCGUUUAGAUCUGCCAAAUUCUCCCGAAACCCUCUCACUCCAUUGACGAUUCACGCCGUCCUGAACGCCACCAAAUCCUCCAAACGCGGUGCACCAAGGAGAUCAUUCGUGGUAUCUUUCGGACUGGUCUCGGAACCCUCCAAAGCCCCUCUGACGAAAGAGGAGAUCAAGACAUCUCAGGAGAAAUCUACACCAGGAGAGCAUCAGGAGACGGAGGGAAGUCUGGGUAAAUGGGAUGUGAUUUCCAGGAGGGAAGUUGGUGGGAAACCAGUUACUGUCUUUGAUGUUAGUGAUGAUGGUAAAUUACUUGCGUACGGUUGUUCGGAUCUAUCAAUCGGUAUAUUGGAUUCCAAGACUUUAGCUCCCCUUCUUAAAAUCCUUCACGCACAUUCCUUCCCACCUACAGCUCUGAGAUUCAAUUCAUCAGCUUCGUUGCUCGUAUCGGCAAGUGCAGAUAAUACAAUUAGAGUAAUUGUCGUACCUCCUUCUUUUGGCGGAGUAUCGAUGACAGUAGUUGCCUUUUUGUUGGCUAUAUUGAUAUUGAUACUCGCUUUAGCUCUCAGACGAUGA